AUGAAUUUUAUCAGGAUAUUUGGUUUUGUAUUCGUUUUCGUUAUGGCGCUUAAUGUCGCUGUAAGUGCACCAAACCCAAGGUGGAAUCCAUUUAAGAAAUUGGAAAGACUCGGACAGAACAUUCGCGAUGGAAUCAUAAAAGCAGGUCCUGCCGUCAGUGUAAUUGGUCAAGCAGCCACAAUAGUUAAGACAGGAAAAUGA
Molecule: messenger RNA, 201 nt
Organism: Parnassius apollo (apollo)
Lineage: Eukaryota; Metazoa; Arthropoda; Insecta; Lepidoptera; Papilionidae
Source: the annotation of a GenBank genome assembly